ACUGGCAAGGCAAGGACAAAAUUCUCAAAUGUCUGUUUCGUUAUUACAACCUUCUUUUUUUAUGUCAAAGACAAAAAGCUACGCGCAAAUUCUCAUUGGAUCUCGGUUGUUCUUAACAGCGAUGGCUAUUCAUUUAAGUCUUCGGGUAGCACCACCAGAUCUUCAACAAGGUGGAAAUUCUCGUAUUCUGUAUGUACAUGUUCCUGCGGCUCGGAUGAGUAUAGUUAUUUAUAUCGCAACGGCUAUUAACAGUUCCUUGUUCCCAUUAACAAAGCAUCCCCUCUUUCUUCGCUCUUCCGGAACCGGUACAGAAAUUGGUGCUUUUUCUACUUUGUUUACCUUAGUAACUGGGGGGUUUCGGGGAAGGCCUAUGUGGGGUACCUUUCGGGUGUGGGAUGCUCGUUUAACUUCUGUAUUCAUCUUGUUCCUUAUUUACCUGGGUGCACUGCGUUUUCAAAAGCUUCCUGUCGAACCGGCUCCUAUUUCAAUCCGUGCUGGACCGAUCGAUAUACCAAUAAUAAAGUCUCCAGUCAACUGGUGGAAUACAUCGCAUCAAUCUGGGAGCAUUAGCCGAUCUGGUACAUCAAUACAUGUUCCUAUGCCCAUUCCAAUCUUGUCUAACUUUGCUAACUUCCCCUUCUCCACCCGUAUCUUGUUCGUUCUGGAAACACGUCUUCCUAUUCCAUCUUUUCCCGAAUCUCCCUUAACGGAAGAAAUAGAAGCUCGAGAAGGAAUAAAAAAAAAACCUAGUUCACUCGGCUCGGCAUCCAUGGCUGAAUGGUUUAAGCGCCCAACCUGGAUGGGUGAGGCUGCACCCCCCUUGUGGGACCUGAAUAAGAUCGCCGUACUUCAAGACGGCCAAGUUUACGACGAGUACACUCCUCGGAAUGAAGAGUUGUACGGCUUCGACGAGAUUUCGAAAGAGAAGUACCAUUCGGAGUGUGUCCGGGAACUCUUCGCGGAGUACCAACGCUUGGUGCUUCGUAAUAGAUUUUUAUACCAUCACGUAUGGGUGAACCAUUUCUUCAAGGGUGAAAUUGAGAGACAGGCCCCACAGCCUAAUAGAGCCAAGAAGAAAGGUAUCAUUCUACUAAAGCCUUAUGUCUCCUUGCAUGUUUCAGUAAAGACAAGUAAACAACCUAUCAUGCAAAAGAAAGUGCUCGGAAGCGGUGUUUUUGUAAUCUUUGUCUUUCAGGAUGUGCUUUAUACGAACAAAUCAAAAG
This is a messenger RNA of Ananas comosus (pineapple), 1223 nucleotides long. Its product is annotated as putative cytochrome c biosynthesis ccmC-like mitochondrial protein. Gene Ontology annotation, molecular function: heme binding; heme transmembrane transporter activity. Gene Ontology annotation, cellular component: plasma membrane. NCBI's taxonomy places the organism in Eukaryota, Viridiplantae, Streptophyta, Magnoliopsida, Poales, Bromeliaceae. The record is from RefSeq and is a predicted model, not a curated record. Gene Ontology annotation, biological process: cytochrome complex assembly; heme transport.